Messenger RNA from Cuscuta epithymum, 1916 nucleotides. The record is from the annotation of a GenBank genome assembly. Lineage: Eukaryota; Viridiplantae; Streptophyta; Magnoliopsida; Solanales; Convolvulaceae.
UUAGACCUCAAAUUUUGCCCAUUUCUCUGUUUUCUGAAAUCCCUCAUUUCUCAGAAGCUCCUCACAUCACCUCCGUUUUCUGGACCAUGGAAUUAGAGAGAGUGGGCGGGCUGGCGAUUCACAUCAUCCUGUCAAAACUCGAGCCUGAGAAUGUAGCCACGAUGGCCUGCAUUAGCCGGAGGUUUAGAAACUGGGUAUCCGAGGACGACUCCCUCUGGUCUAAAUUCUGCACCGACGAACUCGGACUGUCUUCACCUCAGGACCCACUGGGCAAUCCUACCUCUUCUUUCAGGGUCUCUUAUCAAACAUGGAGAGAAGAUUUCAAUAUGUACCCAUGGUCCUUGGUUAUAAGAGCCAAUAGAUGUUGGAGUAGGAUAAGAGGCUGGAUAGAAAUUAAUUUACCUGAGGUUUUGCCUACCUUACGUAAAGGUGCAUCUGAGGACCAAAUAAAGCACUUGGAGGAGUGUUUAAAAGUGAAAUUGCCUCUUCCCACAAGGGUCCUAUACCGGCUUUGUGAUGGUCAGGAAACAAGUAAAGUGGUCAAUGAAAGCACAAACGGACAUGUAGACCUGUUGGGCUUGAUUGGGGGAUACUCUUUCUAUGACCAUCUAGUGAAUGUUUCCUUGUUUCCUUUAUGUCAAGUCAUAACUGAAUCCAAGGAUAAUACACGUUAUUUGGGAAACGGCAAUAGACUGAACUUUAUUGCUGUAGCAUCUUCUACUAUGGGUGAUGAAAAAGUAUUUUACUUGAAAUGUUCAACUGGGCAACUCUAUGUGGGUGCAUGGAAUUCAUAUACUGAUGGAGAAAUGUUUCAUUGUGUACCACACUCUUUAUUGGGUUCUGUGCAUGAUAAAAAGUGCAGCCAACAACAGGAUGCGAUGUUACUAUGGCUAGAAGAAUAUGGUCAACGUUUAGAAAAUGGAAUUGUGAAGGUUCGAACAGAAGGAAACAUUAGAAGCAUCAGUCUUUAUCCAGAACAACCUCCACUUUGUUCCGAGACUGUGACAAAUGGUGUUAAGGUUCGUGCAUCUGCUGUGUUUGUCCCAGAGUCUUGCGACCUUCAUCAUGAUUCUGGGAAAUAUACUUUUGCAUAUUCUAUCCGCAUGUCUCUUUCACCUAAAGGAUGCAACAUAAAUGGAAUGAAGUUUAGUUCUUGCCAGUUGUACAGGAGACAUUGGAUCAUCCGUGCCAAUGAUGAUAUUACACAUGAUGUUAGUGGAGAAGCAGUUAUUGGAAAGUAUCCACUCCUACUACCCGGUGAGGAAGAAUUUGUAUAUGAGAGCUGCACAACUCUAUCAUCUUCAUCAGGUUCAAUAGAAGGUCACUUCACUUUUGUUCCUGGGAGCUUAGCAGAACCAGAAGGCACUCCAUUUGAAGUCGAAGUGGCUAGAUUUCCGCUUCAGUUGCCAGACUACAUAUUCUAAUUGCAAAUUCUGGGAACAAACCAUCUUUCACGGUCAGCAGGCUGUAGUAUGUGUGGGAAAGGAAUGCCAAGGACAUCAAUGUCAAUGCUCAAAAUUUAAGGAAAAGGCAAGCUGAAGAUUUGGAAGUUACUGGUGAUGCCAUAACUGCAAGAGAGAGGUUUCAUGAGUUGUUUGACUCCAUGGAAGAUAAUAGUGGGCAGUACAUUUGUGUAGUUUAGAGCUACGGUUUUGGUACCACGUUUCUGGUGUGUGUGCCGGUCAUGGUUGCAGUUAAUGGUUUGUGCAAACUCUAUGAAGCUUUGAACAAUUAUGUAUGGAAAUUUCAGUUCAUGGUUUGAGGUGAAUUUUGAGAUUCUGGUUUGAUUUCACAGUUUGAUAUUGUCAUUGUUUCAAAUGUCAUAGAAUAGUUUGAGUUCAUGGUUGAUUCAGUUCAGGGUAUGAGUUCAAAUUUCAGUUAAUGGUUGAUUGAGUUCAGGGUAUGAGUUAAAAUUU